Molecule: messenger RNA, 1733 nt
Organism: Phanerochaete carnosa HHB-10118-sp
Lineage: Eukaryota; Fungi; Basidiomycota; Agaricomycetes; Polyporales; Phanerochaetaceae
Exons: 11
Coding region: 31-1662 (543 amino acids)
Biological process (GO): N-glycan processing
Cellular component (GO): glucosidase II complex
Source: RefSeq, a predicted model, not a curated record
GUCACGUUCAGCCCCGUUGCGGCGACCGCGAUGCUCCCAGUGUCCUGGAUAUUGCUUGCUCUGCCUGUCUCUGCACUCGCCGCGGUGGACAAAGCAUACGGAGUAUCCCCUAGCCUGCUCGAAAAAUACACCCCUAGCUCAAAGUCUACUUGGACCUGUCUGGACGGCUCGAAGGAGAUUGCUUGGUCGGCUGUGAAUGAUGACUUCUGCGACUGCCUAGACGGCAGCGACGAACCUGGUACCGGAGCAUGCCCCAAUACCAGCUUCUACUGCACAAACGAAGGUCACAUUGGUGCUUUCAUUCCUAGUUCGAGAGUAAACGACGGCCUCUGUGAGUCCGAAUGCUGUGAUGGCUCUGACGAGCGGCCUGGCGUGUGCAAGAGCACUUGUAAAGAGGUCGGCGAGGCAUAUAGAGCCAAACGGGAUGCUGAGAGAAAGCUGAGAAAGACUGGCUCCAAGAUUCGCGCAUCAUAUAUCGCAUUCGCUGUAAAGGAGAAGAAGCGAUUGGAAGAUGUUGUUAUUACUUCUGAGAAGGAGGUCGCAGCUCAGCAAAGAGAGGUAAAUCGUCUGAAGGAUCUCGUCGAGCGAACGGAGUCGCUCUCUAUGGCUGCACUGGAGCAUAGGAAAGAGUCGCCACUUUAUCGGGCUCUAUUGAAGCAUCACCAAGUCUUAAAAUCGUUGCAGAAGGAGCACGAGAAACAUCUCGAGCGCGAGAAGGAACUUGGUGAUAUCCUGAGCAACCUCCGUACCGGGUACAAUCCCAACUACCAAGAUAUGGCCGUCCUCGAGGCGGUUCGCGGAUGGGAGUUUCUUGCUGGCCUUCCUCAUAUCAAUGAUGUUCACAAGGACGACCAACCCACCGAGGAGGAGUUGGGCAGCGACGAAGUAGAGGAAGAGGAGGAAGAGGAGGAGGAUAUCCUGACUGUAGAGGAACUGGAGGAAGAGUUACCAGCCUUGCUCGAAUCCGACUAUGAAUCUCUGCUUAUCGAGCAUGACAAGCACGUUGGAACACCUUCUGAUGAGUCUCUCCUGUUUAACGUUGGUUCAUACGUCCCCGACGCGCUCCUACCGCAAUUCGAAGCUGUUCGGGAUGGUCUACUGACCUGGCUCAGGACCUUCGGUAUCAUCAAGGGUGGUUCUGACGGCGAACCCGCAGACACUAGUCGUGCGAAACAGGCGUUGAGCAGUGCGGAAAAUGCUCUUCGGUCUGCUGAGCGAGAGAAGUCGAAUGCCGAGCAGGACCUGUCUCGCCUCUUCGACCCCAAGUGGUUCGGUCGUGACGGCGAAUGGAAGAAGCUACAGGGCACCUGCCUCGAGAAGAGCAUCGGAGAUUAUACUUAUGAGGUAUGCCUCUUCGGUGAGGCGAAGCAGAAGCCCAACAGCGGCGGCACGUCAUUCAGCCUCGGUCACUUUGACCGGUGGAACGACGCGGCGGGCCUCGAGCUUGGUUCGCCUGAGUACUAUAGCAAGCAGUACUACGCCCGCGGAACGAAAUGCUGGAAUGGCCCCAUGCGCAGCGUUCAGCUCGUUUGGACCUGCGGAACAGAGAACGCCAUACUGUCCGUGCAGGAGCUUGAGAAAUGCGAGUAUCAGUUCACAGGCACGACACCGGCAUUGUGCCUGCCUCUCGAGGAUCUUGAGAAAAAGAAGGACGAGCUAUAAUGUAUUUCAUGCAAGAUCUCAUGGCUCACGUUGCAUAUUCCGUUUCAGCAGAGCACGCAAUGAAUUUAAUA